Messenger RNA from Toxotes jaculatrix (banded archerfish), 1347 nucleotides. It is a transcript of the gene cacng3b, whose product is annotated as calcium channel, voltage-dependent, gamma subunit 3b. Gene Ontology annotation, molecular function: channel regulator activity; voltage-gated calcium channel activity. The transcript is spliced from 4 exons. The coding region runs from base 1 to 954 and encodes 317 amino acids. NCBI's taxonomy places the organism in Eukaryota, Metazoa, Chordata, Actinopteri, Toxotidae. Gene Ontology annotation, cellular component: postsynaptic density membrane; AMPA glutamate receptor complex. The record is from RefSeq and is a predicted model, not a curated record. Gene Ontology annotation, biological process: neurotransmitter receptor transport, postsynaptic endosome to lysosome; positive regulation of synaptic transmission, glutamatergic; neurotransmitter receptor internalization.
AUGAAGAUGCUGAUGUGUGACCGCGGCGUCCAGAUGCUCGUGACGACGGUGGGCGCGUUCGCCGCCUUCAGCCUCAUGACCAUCGCCGUCGGUACCGACUACUGGCUGUACUCGCGCGGGGUCUGCCGCGUGAAGAGCAGCGGCGAUAACGACACGAGCCGCAAGAACGAGGAGGUGAUGACGCACUCCGGCCUCUGGCGAACCUGCUGUCUGGAAGGUACGUUCAGAGGAGUGUGUAAGAAGAUUGAUCACUUUCCAGAGGAUGCUGACUAUGAAGCAGAUGCUGCUGAAUACCUCCUCCGUGCGGUGCGUGCCUCCAGUAUCUUCCCCAUCAUGAGUGUGGGUCUACUCUUCCUGGGGGGGCUGUGUGUGGCCGCCAGUGAGUUUUACCGGAGCCGACACAACGUCAUCCUCAGUGCAGGAAUCUUCUUCGUCUCUGCAGGCCUCAGUAACAUCAUUGGAAUUAUUGUCUACAUCUCAGCUAACUCGGGCGACCCCGGUCAGAGCGACAGCAAGAAGUCCUACUCCUACGGCUGGUCCUUCUACUUUGGCGCCCUCUCCUUCAUCAUGGCAGAAAUGGUGGGCGUGCUGGCCGUGCACAUGUUCAUCGAGAAGCACCGCAAGCUACGGGCCAAGUCUCGCACCGAGCUCAUCAAGAAAUCCGCCUUCAGCCGCAUCCCCUCCUAUCGCUACCGCUUCCGGCGCCGCUCCAGCGUGCGUUCCUCCGAGGCCCCCAGCCGCGACGCCUCACCCCUGGGGAAAGGUGGCUACACGGGGCCUGCCGCCUCCGAGAUGCCCAUGUACACGCUGAACCCACGCGAGGCAGGCAACGCCGGCACCAAAGCAGGCGGCGGCAUGGGCGGCCUUCUCAACUCAGAGAGGGAGUUCCUCCAGAGCAGCACGCUCACUAAAGACUACAGCAAGGACCCCAACCGCAGGACCACGCCUGUCUGAGAGGUGCCAACCGCAGAUAUCGUCCAAUCAGAGUAUCAAAGAGGAUGAUGAUGAGAAAUACAGGGGGAGUGGGAGGAAAAGCAGGGUCCAGACAGGGUUAUGGGGUGGGAAAGGGGGUUUGAUAAACUUCGACUGUGAACUGUGAACUUUUAGCCUUUGAACUGUGAAUCCUGAGCCCUGUGAGAGAUUCAGAGUGUGUAGCAGGGUUGGUUUUGAUGGAGAAGUUGUUCCCAACUCCAUUUUACCACAUAUCACUGUAGUUGUACCUGUAACUCCUUACAUAUGAAGGCGUAUUCAAUUUAUGUUCAUGGCUUUUAUGUUCAUAAAUUGACUUUCUGGCUUUUAGAAGGGGAAACAAGGAUUGAACUUAAAAGUUUUAUCAGCAUAUCGUAC